Aspergillus luchuensis is the source of this 1899-nucleotide messenger RNA. Its product is annotated as MDR family MFS transporter. The transcript is spliced from 5 exons. The record is from RefSeq and is a predicted model, not a curated record. Gene Ontology annotation, biological process: transmembrane transport. Gene Ontology annotation, molecular function: transmembrane transporter activity. Bases 1 to 1899 code for a protein of 632 amino acids. NCBI's taxonomy places the organism in Eukaryota, Fungi, Ascomycota, Eurotiomycetes, Eurotiales, Aspergillaceae.
AUGGCGGUCACUCAGGAUCCUCCUCGUGAGGAUGAUCGUAUCGCGCAGCAGCAGCAGCAUGCCGACCAGGACAAGGGCGUCCUGGUAGAUGCGGAGAAGAUGUCACCAUCUGAUGUUGGCUCUUCGUCCAGAGAUGGUUCGGAGAAGCCCGACCCUGUCGGGUCGCCCUCACAGACAUCAACAGAACAACCAUCUCCUGAAGAGACUGGAGAUGUGUCCGACGAGAAAGCUGGCGCUGGUGCGCCGUUGGAUAGAGUGCCGUCGCAGGCGCAGAAGCUAGGGAAGAAGAAGAUUGUCGUUGUCAUGACUGCGCUUUGUCUUGUCUUGUUCCUAGCAGCUUUGGAUAUGACUAUCGUGUCUACAGCCCUACCUACUAUCGCAACGCAUUUUCACGCUUCCGAGAGCGGUUACUCAUGGAUCGCGUCAUCAUACAUGUUGGCCAACGCCGCCUGUGUUCCCUUAUGGGGCAAGAUCAGUGAUGUCUGGGGUCGCAAGCGCAUCAUUCUUAUCGCCAACUUCCUUUUCCUCGUCGGCAGUCUGAUUUGCGCGCUGGCCAUUAACCUCCCCAUGAUCAUCUCCGGCAGAGCCAUUCAAGGUGCAGGCGGCGGUGGUAUCAUCGUGCUUGCCAAUAUCUGCGUCUCCGAUCUCUUCAGUGUCAGAGAACGCCCCAUGUACUAUGGUCUCUUCGGCUCCACAUGGGCCAUCGCCGGAGCACUGGGCCCUAUCGUCGGCGGUGCCUUCACUACAGAUGUAACCUGGCGCUGGUGCUUCUACAUCAACCUCCCUAUCGGCGGCGUCUCCUUCGUCAUCCUCGUCUUCUUCCUCAAGAUUGAAACUGGCAAGGUGCCCUUCUGGGCUGGCAUCCGCUCCAUUGACUGGACCGGUAACAUGCUCAUGCUCGGCGGCACACUAAUGUUCCUCUUCGGUCUCGAAUUCGGCGGCGUCAACUACCCCUGGGACUCACCAACAGUAAUUUGCCUCAUCGUCUUCGGCGUCUUCACCUGGGGCCUCGCCGUUCUCAACGAAUGGAAAUUCGCUCGCUACCCCGUUAUCCCCAUCCGCCUAUUCAACAACACCCACAACGUCCUGAUGCUCCUCCUCUGUUUCUGCCACAGCAUGGUCUUCAUCUCCGGCUCCUACUACCUACCUCUAUACUUCCAAACCGUCCUCCUCGCCAGCCCCAUCAUGUCCGGCGUCUACGUCCUCCCCACCGUUCUCAGUCUUUCCAUCUUCUCCGCCGCCACCGGCUUCGUCAUCAAAAAGACCGGCCGAUACCGCGAACUCAUCAUUUCCGGCUUCGCCCUCAUGACCCUUGGCUACGGCCUCCUCAUCGACCUGAAGUACUACGCCUCCUGGCCCCGCAUCAUCAUCUACCAGAUCAUCGGCGGUAUCGGUACCGGCCCGCUCUUCCAGUCCCCGCUUGUCGCUCUACAAGCCAACAUCCACCCCUCCGAUAUGGCCGCCGGAACAGCUACCUUCGGUUUCCUGCGCCAGGUGUCUGCCGCCAUCUCCAUCGUCUUGGGAACAGUCAUCUACCAGAACGUCUUCCACGAGCAAAUGCCCAAAGUCGCUGCCGCGAUCGGCGAGGCGAAGGCCACGUCCAUCGAGAACUCGUUCUCAGGAUCUGCUAGCACGCUGAUCAAGUCCCUGGGCAGCGCUCAGAAGACGGUCGUGUUGAAAGCGUAUACGUUGGCAUUGAGUCGCAUGUGGAUCUUCUAUACUGCGAUGGCCGGAUUAGGACUUAUCAUAAGUCUGUUUAUAAGGCCUGUCGUGCUGAGUAAAUCGCAUACCAUUGCAAAGACCGGUCUCGCAGAGCAGGAAAAGGCCAGACAGGCAGUUUUGGAGGAUCAGAAAAGGCAGAGGGGGGAGGAAGAGAAAGAGGCGAAGGAGGCAGUUUAA